AAUCUUCCUGCUAUAAUUCCUGUACACUCCGAAUCACCAUCUGUGUGACUUGCACAUCCUGUCGCUACGAUCGUGGUUCCGUCGACGUACACGUACAUCAACACAGGUCAAGCUGCACAAUGGCUCAGCAAGGAGGCACAUAUCGUAUUUCAACUGGGAAUGAUGCUCAUAAGAGUACCAGAUCUUCACUUCGGGCUUCUAUCUACGAGAACAACAACUUUGGAGAUGGACAAGAUUCUGUAGCAGAAGGCAAAGCUGAGAGCCAGAGCUCCAAUGGUAGUCCUCAAUCAAUCGAUGUCGCAAGGCAAUCCAAUAUUUCCGUAUCGCCCCACGAUAACAAUCGCGACAGUCGGCAAUGGGAGGUUUUGCCUCAUCCACAAGCAGAAGAAUAUACAGAGGAACCCUUAGGGAUGGCAGGAGGUAUCUCAAGUCAAUUUGACUUCCAAUUCGGCUGGGGAAGCUGGAAAUUUUCUUUGUUCAACUGGGAUCUGAAUGUUAAUCGCGCGAAGGACCGGAAGGACCGGAAGGACUAGUUUUCGCAGUCGCUAUGGGAAUUACUGCCCAAUUUCGUAGGGUGAGCGAACAGCAGAACGUAACAUUUAGAUAUUAGAGUAUAAAACCAGAUAAGAGUGAUG
This is a messenger RNA of Paraphaeosphaeria sporulosa, 635 nucleotides long. RefSeq lists its product as uncharacterized. Bases 120 to 533 code for a protein of 137 amino acids. Lineage: Eukaryota; Fungi; Ascomycota; Dothideomycetes; Pleosporales; Didymosphaeriaceae. The record is from RefSeq and is a predicted model, not a curated record. The transcript has 3 exons.